This is a messenger RNA of Rhagoletis zephyria (snowberry fruit fly), 2310 nucleotides long. Its product is annotated as phospholipase D A-like. The record is from RefSeq and is a predicted model, not a curated record. Lineage: Eukaryota; Metazoa; Arthropoda; Insecta; Diptera; Tephritidae.
AGUUGCAGCAGCAACGGCAGCAGAGGAAUAUAUAUUUAUUCCACCUUUAAUUUCACAAAAUUUUGUUUUAAUUCGUUGAAAAACGUGUGAAAUUCGAUGUGAAAAAAGGUUAAAUCAAUUUGUAUAAUUUGCUAUUUAUUGAAAAUAGACUAGGAGAGCGCAAAUUGUGAAUUAGCGAAAAGCCAUUGUGGAAAAUUUGCAGUUGGAAGCAGCAAAGCAGCCACGGUUGGGUCAGCAAGCCUAAAAAGAGGGCGACAAUACGAUCAUUCAUUGCCACCAAUUUGGAGUUGUUUGCACCAUAAACAGUGGAAAAGAAAACAAAAAUAAAAAUAAUAUAAUAUUUACAGAUGGAUUAUUCAUGAAUAAAGAAAAGCAAGGCGGAGCAGUAGCAGAGCAACAGCAGCACGGGCAGCGUAGAAGCGGACAAAAGACGAAAAGAAAAAGUGACUGAAAUUAGUCAAAAAGGUCGAUAGACAAAUUGCUGUGCUUUUUGAAGCUUUAAUCGCAGCAUAAAAUAGAAAUUCGGCAAAUUUCGUGACUGGAUUAAGACUGUUAAAAGAUCAGGAGCGUACAACUUUGUGCACCAAAAUCUACAGGUCGCUGUCAGCCAGAAAUGUCCAAUGGUGACGAGGUUCUAGACAAUUGGGAAGAAAUUGAUGAAGUUGGCUUAACAAACACACUGCAGAAGAUACAACAGAAGCAACGGGAUACACAGCAGAAAACUGAUAGUGCCAAACUGUGCUCAAAUUUGCCAACAACUUCGGAAAACACACCUGCAUCUUUAUUAGCUGUGUACCCACAAACCACUAAACUAACUUCCACAGUUGAUCCCGACCAAUUUACGCUCUCCAAAGCUGAUUUUCCAACAUCUGCUGUCGCCGCAACCGUUCCGAUGAAAUUGCUACAGCGCAACGCAUGUACAAGUAAUACCACAGGUGGUAAUGCAUCAGUAACAACAGCUGGCACAUCAGCCGAUGCGGAUUUGAAAUCGCCGCUCGAAGAUAUGGCAGCCUCAUUUCAGCCGGUAAUGAUGUUGCUACACAAACCGGCAGAUGAGUACCAGUCUACAACAUAUGCAGCACCAACUAAUUUGCAGACUGUGAAAAUUUUGCGUCGCCCCACCCAAUCGAUGGAGCCGCGUAACAACGGCAUAAAACCGCGUCAACCUAUCAAAACGUUGCAACAGCGCGAACAGGAAUAUGCCGAGGCACGUUUGCGCAUUCUGGGAUCUGCGAAAAAUCCCGAAGACGAAGCGGGGGGGGCAAAUACUUCGAAUAGUACAGCGGCAACAACAACCGCCAUCGUCAACGCAACUGCCAGCACAAACAAUUCGUACAAGGGUAACGCAACUUCCCCCAAGGGGAAUCAGUCUGGUGGCAAUAAUGGCGGCGGCGGCGGUGGCAAUGGUUCGCCUCUAAACUUGUACAAUAACUAUUACAAUCAGCAGCAACAACAGCAGCAGCAAGCUAAUUAUUAUUACAUGCAGCAGCAAAAACAACAUCAGCAACAACAGCAGAUACCACCCGCUUAUAACACUCGUUCAAUGUCAGCGCUGCUGCCACUUCCGCUACCGACUACGCUACAACACCAGCACCAGCAGCAACAACCAAAGGUGCAGCCGCAGACGCAACAUCAAACAUGGUCGCCUGUGGUCGGCGGCAGCGUAUCGUCUACGGCCCUGAGGCAGCAGCAGCAGGAAAGUAUUUUACGUUUGCCACGCGGACCUGAUGGCUCGACCGGCUUUCAGAUGCGUCGGUAACGCGGUUAAAUCACACGCAUUUGAAACACUCAAACGUCGCCGUCAUCGCCAAAAUAUUUUGUUGCGUCUGUAUGUUCAAUUCCGAUUUUUAAUUGUCUAAUACGUAUACUUUGCUCGUUUAUUUCUACCCUUCUUUUGUACUACCCCAACAAUAUCCUUUCGCAUAAUUAGUCGGACUGUCGUCCACAAAUUCCAAUUGGGAAAAUAACUAAGAAAUAACAACACUGGCUCUUUACCUUUAUAGAUUCUUCCAGCAAUUUUAAAUUUUUUUCUCAGUUCAAAAUUCAAAACAAUCUGUAUAAACUACUAUAACUGAAAGAUAUUCUAAUCAUAUGUUUAAAAAUAUUUUUUUUUUAUAUACACACAAUACAUAAGUAUGUAUGUACGUGCUUAUCAUUUAUAAUUUUAAAAGCGUCGAAAACGAAAGAUAUUCGUUGGGUUUUUUGUUCAUUAAAGGAAAGAAAAAUUGUGCAACAAAAUUGCAUGAACGAUUCUUAUUAACGCAACUUAAAAGUAUAAAAAAUAAAUUGUAACAGAAAACGGUUAUGUAA